Histoplasma mississippiense is the source of this 1086-nucleotide messenger RNA. RefSeq lists its product with no specific name. The coding region runs from base 1 to 1086 and encodes 361 amino acids. The record is from RefSeq and is a predicted model, not a curated record. The transcript is spliced from 3 exons. Lineage: Eukaryota; Fungi; Ascomycota; Eurotiomycetes; Onygenales; Ajellomycetaceae.
AUGGCUACCUUCACGUACGAUAUCGCCUCCCCUGGACCUGCCGACGGUUCUCCCUCGCCUCAGCUGCACACAGUGCACCUCCUGGAAGCGUACACUCCUGAUCCUCGGUCAGACGAAGAGCCCCAGCACCUCCUUCCAAUGCCCAUGCCCGUGCCCGUGCCCUUCUUCUCUGCGUCCGGUGAGCUCUCUAAGGAUGCAGCAAGUGAGGCGUUCGCUGAUUUUUCUGCCCUGCCAUCCACCGUCUCUGGUCUCGAUGACAUUAACUGGGACGAAUGGAUCCUGUUCGACUCCCCCCCAGUCAAUGUUCCCCCACCGUCACUCCAACUGUCGGAUAUUUCCGACGACCCCAUCGAGGAGGCUCACCGAAGCCCGAGCGACGUUGCCGAUGGCCCACCCAAUCAACGAGAGCCAACCCCUCCCCUGGCCUCAGACAAUCGCGAAGGCAACACAUUGAAGGAACCGUUGAAUUAUUCCGAUGAUUGCAUCGAGGCUGACCCACGUCCAGGCAAGGAACCCCAUGUCCAAACCCACCGACCGGAGCAAGUUACCCGCCUGGCGUCGAACCGUUGGGAAGGCGAUGCGUUGGGGGAGACGCUGCAUAAUCAGGAAUACAUUAUCUUGCCCCUUUCUCAGGUGAAGAUUCUGAAGCUGGUGUAUAAGCGAGACGGGGAUGAGAUGUACCAGAUAGUAGGACGGAUAGAUUUACAAGAAACGCGCGGAUACGGCACACAAGGAAAGCCGUGGAAGUGCUUGGGCUCUGCUGAAGACCCAAUCAUCAUCGAUGGGCCAAUGAGUCCCAACCUGCUUAGCGACUCCGAUCCGUUUGUCGCCAUUCCAUCCCUUCAACGAAAUAUAGAGAGGGUUCCCGGGGGUUACAAGGUGUAUGCCAAGAUGACAUUGGACGAUUUGCAGGAGCAUGGAGGGUUGGGGCUGCUGGCAGCUUACUGGAAUAUCGAAUGUCGUCGAAUGAGCUCAAUCCCUGGGAAAUCAUAUGUCCCCGAGAGCUACGCCAAAGUCGUGGCCAAUCGAACACAUUCAGCAGAAGAAGAAUGCCGUAAGAAGACAAAUAACCCUGGGGAUACAUAA